AUGGACAAGGGUUGGAUUCAGGUUAAGGAAGAAAAUGGCAAGAUACGCUGUUGUGACAAAGGCAAGAUCAGAGUCUAUGUUGCGCGGCGCGCGCCGCGCCCCGCGGCCCCGCCCCGCUCCUCCCGGGCCGGCCUGCAGUUCCCCGUGGGCCGUGUGCACCGCCUGCUCCGCAAGGGCAACUACUCGGAGCGGGUGGGCGCCGGGGCCCCGGUGUACCUGGCGGCCGUGCUGGAGUACCUGACGGCCGAGAUCCUGGAGCUGGCGGGCAACGCGGCCCGCGACAACAAGAAGACGCGCAUCAUCCCGCGCCACCUGCAGCUGGCCAUCCGCAACGACGAGGAGCUCAACAAGUUACUAGGAGGCGUCACCAUCGCCCAGGGCGGCGUCCUGCCCAACAUCCAGGCUGUCUUAUUACCCAAGAAAACAGAGAGCCAUAAGCCCGGCAAGAACAAGUAACUCUGCACCUUCCCACCCAUAAAGGCUCUUUUCAGAGCCACCAAAUACUCAACUAAAGGGCUGAUCACAAACUAGUAGUGCACUAGCUCUUUUCAUGGGGACUUGGUGGCUCUAAAAAGAGCCGUUUUGGAUUGACGUC
Messenger RNA from Cricetulus griseus (Chinese hamster), 595 nucleotides. Lineage: Eukaryota; Metazoa; Chordata; Mammalia; Rodentia; Cricetidae. The record is from RefSeq and is a predicted model, not a curated record.